AAAUAGAAAAAUGUCGAAAAUAUUUACACCCACUAAUCAAAUACGCCUUACAAACGUAGCUGUUGUCCGUCUGAAGAAAGGAGGAAAACGUUUCGAGAUAGCCUGCUAUAAAAAUAAAGUUCUAAGUUGGAGAAGUAAUGUAGAAAAAGACAUUGAUGAAGUCUUACAGACACACACAGUCUUCACGAAUGUCUCAAAAGGUCAGGCGGCCAAAAAAGAUGAACUGCAAAAAGCUUUCGGUAAAACAGAUGAAACCGAAAUCUGCAAGGAAAUUCUGAUGAAGGGUGAACUACAAGUAUCCGAAAAGGAGCGGCAAUCCGUACACGAUACCCAGCUAAACGGUAUUAUAAACAGUGUUGCAGCUUUGUGUGUUAAUCCUGAGACUCGAAGACCCUAUCCAACAACAAUUAUUGAGAAAUCACUGAAAGAGGCACAUUUUUCAAUAAAACCAAAUCGUAAUACAAAACAACAAACACUGGAUGCUAUAAAACUACUCAAGGAUCAUAUGCCCAUUGAAAGAUCGCGCAUGAAGUUGCGCGUUUCAUUCGCAGCUAAAAAAGAUAAUGGACCGAAAUUAAAGGAAGCCAUUGUAAAACUGGCUGCCUCAGUAGAACACGAGGAAUGGGAUGAAUCGACCUUGCACAUGACACUGCUGAUAGAUCCUGGAAAUUAUCGUACAAUAGAUGAGUUGGUACGCAAUGAUACCAAAGGCAAAGGUCUGGUGGAAUUAUUGGAGUUGAAGGAAGUUAUAGAAACUGAGGAAAUAUUUUAA
Molecule: messenger RNA, 772 nt
Organism: Musca vetustissima
Lineage: Eukaryota; Metazoa; Arthropoda; Insecta; Diptera; Muscidae
Gene: Sbds
Product: ribosome maturation protein SBDS
Exons: 2
Coding region: 11-772 (253 amino acids)
Biological process (GO): cytosolic ribosome assembly; ribosome biogenesis
Source: RefSeq, a predicted model, not a curated record